CUAGUUUUCAAUGUCUGUGUGAGUGAAGCAAAAGUAGGUGUUGAGACGACGAUGUGGCUGUAUUUUUUGCGCCUCCUUUCUGAAUGUCGCAAAAUGGCGGACCGGCCGUUAGAGCAGUAGGUUCAGGGGGGCCCUCGUUUGUUCGCUAGAUAUAUAGCGUUGGAUAGUCGAUUCUGUCCUCAAAUGUAUAAAAUUAGCAUGGGGAACAGUCAGUGUUUGUUGUUAGUUGACUUUUGAGUUCAUUCCACCUCUGAUUUCCGCAGCGUCCUAGCUGAAAGUAAUGCGCAAAAGUACUGAAUCAACAUGUUAUUUGACCAAUGUCAUUGGAGAUGCUAGGCAGCUAGCAAGCACUGCUUGCUGACUCCCAGAUGCAGCGAAGGUGUAACCAGUGACUGAGAGCCGUGCUGCUGUGUUUCUGACAUCCACGUGUCACCCGUCAAGGUUCUAUUUCUCCUUUCGUGGGUGGUCACCGUUCCCGGGAGUGCUGAUCCGAGUGACGGAAGCCUCCUCCUCCUCCACCUCCUCUCCCCUGGAACGCCCGGAAACCCUACCGUCUGAUUGGUGAUCUCCUGUAACCCAGGAGACAGCAGCUGCCACCCACCAGCAACACCACCACCACCACCCCCCUCGUCACCCCGACCGCCCCCCGACUGCCUGGCUCACCUCCCCCCUUUACCUCCCUCCCCAACGCCCUCCCCAACACCACCAUGGUGCUGUCACAGAGGCAAAGAGAUGAACUAAAUCGAGCGAUAGCCGAUUAUCUCCGUUCUAAUGGCUAUGAAGAGGCGUACUCGGUCUUCAAGAAGGAAGCAGAAUUAGACAUGAAUGAAGAACUGGAUAAGAAGUAUGCUGGCCUUUUGGAAAAGAAAUGGACUUCAGUCAUCAGAUUACAAAAGAAGGUUAUGGAAUUAGAAUCAAAGCUGAACGAGGCAAAAGAGGAGAUCACCCUGGGAGGCCCCAUCGGUCAGAAACGAGACCCAAAAGAGUGGAUUCCCCGCCCCCCGGAGAGGUAUGCCUUGAGCGGACACAGGAGCCCCGUCACCCGCGUCAUCUUCCACCCCGUCUUCAGUGUCAUGGUCUCCGCCUCAGAGGACGCCACAAUAAAGGUUUGGGACUACGAAACGGGGGACUUCGAGCGCACCCUUAAGGGCCACACAGACUCUGUGCAGGACAUCUCCUUCGACCAGACCGGCAAGCUGCUGGCCUCCUGCUCCGCAGACAUGACCAUCAAGCUCUGGGACUUCCAGGGCUUCGAGUGCAUCCGGACCAUGCACGGACACGACCAUAACGUUUCGUCUGUAGCUAUAAUGCCCAACGGAGACCACAUAAUCUCAGCCUCCAGAGACAAAACCAUGAAGAUGUGGGAGGUGGCCACUGGCUACUGUGUGAAGACGUUCACAGGCCACAGAGAGUGGGUGCGCAUGGUGCGACCCAACCAGGACGGAACCCUGGUGGCCAGCUGCUCUAACGACCAGACGGUGCGCGUGUGGGUGGUGGCCUCUAAAGAGUGCAAGGCAGAGCUGCGGGAACACGAGCACGUGGUGGAGUGCAUCAGCUGGGCACCCGACAGUGCACACCCCACCAUCCUCGAAGCCACCGGCUCAGAGACUAAGAAGAGUGGCAAGCCUGGCCCCUUCCUGCUGUCCGGCUCCAGAGACAAGACCAUUAAGAUGUGGGACGUGAGCACUGGCAUGUGCCUUAUGACACUGGUUGGCCAUGAUAACUGGGUGCGUGGAAUGCUAUUCCACCCUGGCGGCAAGUUCAUCGUGAGCUGCGCCGACGACAAGACCCUGCGGAUCUGGGACUACAAGAACAAGCGCUGCAUGAAGACCCUCGGUGCCCACGAGCAUUUUGUUACCUCUCUGGAUUUCCACAAGGCUGCUCCCUACGUUGUCACUGGGAGUGUAGAUCAAACAGUAAAAGUCUGGGAGUGUCGCUGAUGAUGGUAACCUGCAGGACCCCCCAACCCCACCCCCAUACCACCACUCCUCCUCUUCCUACUCUUAUUCCAGCCCCUCUCAUCCUUCCCCCACCCACCAAAAACCCAUUCCACCCUCCCCUACAACUCCAACACCCCUCUCUACCCCCUUCCUGUUCCAUCGUCUCUGGAUGCACUCAAAACUUACCAUGGUUAUUACCCAUUGAGCUCUGGUUAAAUAACUAUUGUCCUUUUAUGUAAAUUAUUCUGGAUGUAGAUUGAGCUAUUAAAUGUUACACGAAAAAAAAGUAUUCUUGCAUGGUGAAUCCAAAAUUGUAUACUGUAAAUUUACAUAACGUUGUCUAGAAGCACCAUAGGGUUUAACACAGGGCCGAAAAACCUUUCACUUCGGUCUCGACCUUACCGAAGGCAGACGCCGACUGGGUUAUAACGUAGGGCACUAAAACUGAUAAUUUAAUGACAGUGUCGUUCUUAUGUGUCAGAUUUAUUUUUUGUCUGUCUAUUUUUUUAUUUAGAUUUUUUUUUCUUUUUUCUUUUUGAUUUUUAUUUCACUGUCGUAGUCUGUUGGUGCCUAGCUUGGUGACCUUUUUGAAGGGGAGGGGGGUUAAAAGACAAUAUAAAAAGGAAAAGCUAUAAUCCUUCCGUGGAGAUUUGAUUGUCUUUGGGGCUUGUUAUGAGGACUUUCUCUCUGUAGCUUUGUAACAUCACUUCUGAAGUGUGCUUACCAUUUCUCUUCUUGUGGAACUAGAUCCUAUUUUAAUGGCUGCAUCUAAGAAUGUUUUCAAAAACCUGUUGUCUGGAGGGGGAAACCCUAAGGGAUUAAAAAAAAGCUUUGUGCUCUUGUCAUGACGCGUCCUAUAGCCUGAAAUUAGUGAAGAAAUGUUCACGUUUCAAAAAAAAAAAAAAAAGUUGAAGGAAAAAUUCUCAAACUAGUUGUUUGAGUUUGCCAGCUAGACUUCAGAGUGAGCAGCAAUUACUUCAUUUGAGGGGUUUUUGUUUGAUUUCUGUUCUGGAUUUGCUUUUUUUUGUUCCUGCCCAUAAGCCAUAGCUUGCCCUUGAUACUCCUUGGCUUUAUCAACGUUAGAGCAUAAACUGCAGGUUUAUCUUGACACUGUGGUGAUUUCUUUUCCCUCUGUAUACCCCUCACCUGACCUUCAGAAGCACUCAAGAGUGUCUUAAAACAUCACUGCACCACUGGAAAGCCCCCUAAAUGGCUUAAGUGUCGCAUCUAUGUAGGGGUUUGUGUGAUGGCUUAAUACAAGGAAAAUUCUAUUAAUGUGAGUGAGUGAACUCUUGCAAUCCCAUUCCCCAUAUGAAGCGCUUACCUUACUUCAGCAGAAAAUCAACAAACAAAUCAUGUCAACCUGUUAGGUGCCCUCACGCCGCUUGGUUUUUCUUUUUCCUACCAUUUUCUUUGUUUCUCCUCCCUUAAUUUUUCAUUUCGCUGCUCUAGUGGCAAAAUGUGAAAUGAGCUUAGCUGUGUUACUAAAUAAAUGCGUCGACCCCCGUUAAUUGAAAAGGGGGUGAAAGAUGUAGAGCAUGACAAGGAUUCAAAGUUUUCCCACCCUUCCUCUCUCUAUCUCUCUCUCUCUCUGUGUGUGUGUUGGGGGAUGUGCAAAAACAUGAAACAAACAAAAAAACGGCUUUCUUGUAAGCAGGACAAAAAACGUAAUAAAAUCUAUAUUGUUUAAUAAAUAAAAAUGGAGCGAAAGUAAACCAAUUUCUGUGUUAAACAUUUUAAAGCUUGUUACUGAGGUGGAAUUGCAAUGCUGUCAUUGAUCUGGUUCUUGGGGAUUUAUUUACAUAAAACUUGAAUGAUUUGAGUAACAAAGUGGAAGAUAAUUGGUUCCAGGGCCAGCAGUGUCUGCUGUGCUAUUGGUUAUUGCCAUCGCCUGUGCUCUGUCCUAUGCAGAAGAUGCCCCAUCAUGAGAGAGGCAUCUGACCCUUCAUUGGCUGGUUCACCUUGUGACCACGGCUGCUUCCUCCCUCCCUCCUUCCCUCGCCAUAUAGCCCUAUGUGGCUGAAUCAGUGCCCUUGUUGGAAAUGGUCUGGCUGGCUAAUGGCUUGCUCAGAUCAACACAUUGUGGACGUCGCAAAGUGAUGUGGUUGGGCAAUUUCGUACAACCGACAGUGCACCUCUUGGUUCGUUUGGUGAGGUGCGGUAGGGUCAUGUUUGGUCCUAAAAUUCCUUUUCCAUGUCCAGAAUGGAUUGCUUCAUGCCAGCCACUAACCAAUCAGACGGUUGCAAACGAGCCCAGAGAGGUUGAGGUUGAGGUAGAGGUUGAGCAUGCUGGAGGCUCGGUGAACACCCUUCCAGGCUACGCAAUGAAUCGACCAAUUGCCCGCUGUGUUAGUGGCGCUCCCUUUGCCAAUCAACCAAUCAGCCGCCUUGUUGGUGGCAACCCCUUGUGAAUCCCCAUGCUUUCCGCUUCUAGAGAAUCAAAUGUGGUUUUCGUUGAAAUCAGGAGAUGGGACCUGUUACUUAAGUAAAUCCCAGCCGACAGUGACCAACUCAUUCCUUUCAAUAACUUGAGAAAAUUGUUCAACAGAAGACGUUACAAAUUAGUCUGUCCCUGACCAGGGCAGCAGAUGACUGAUGUGGAUGAGAAUGUGAAUGAAAAUGGGACAAAGGUGAUUACUUUUGAAAAGUGAUUAUCCAGUUAACUUGCACAUCCCUGGCUCCUCCUUUUUGUUUUUAGAUCUUCAGGUUUGUGUGUGUAACCUGAAGCUCUAAGACAUGAUGAUAUAAACCUAUUAAAAACUGCAUAGAAAUGUAAAAUUAGCCCUUUUUCAUUACAAUGCAAUGACAUGAUGAUGAUGAUGACGACUGCGACGACGACGAUGAUUUAAGAAAAUCAACCGCUUAACCAACCUACUCUAUCUAGCAACCUUUCCUGUUGUGUAUACCGGAUGUCUGCUGAUGCUGCCGCAAAUGAUGAUUAUAAUUAUAAUGACAAUGAUUAUAAUAGAAAUCCAAAUUCUGGUAGUGACUAGUCUUUGAGUCUGAGAUCCGUUCCCUGGUGACCCAACACUGCUGCAUGUAACAGUACUGAUGAUCGAGCUGUCUGGACCAGGGGUGUCUGACUUGUCUGUCUGUGCUCCAGACAGAGCGUUGAAUGCGAAAGCGUGUGACAUUCGUUUUCUUACGAUUAAAAGAAAAAAAACCUCAGGACGACCCUGCUGUGUGUCACAGCAGUCCAAUUGACAAAUUUUACUAGUCAAAUGAAUAUAAAUAAUAAAAACUAUAUAAAUAAACAGAGCCAACGAGGAAAACAAUCCUGUCAUCUCCCUCUUUUUUAAAGGGGAUGGUUUGUGUGUAUGUACAUAGAUGAUAAAAAUGUUGUUAGUUUUAAUAACUCCAAACUGCAGACACCCCUACCAGAUAGGUCAACCAGCAUGAUGAACUGUGGACAGCUUAAGUAACGUGGUUGUAGAGAAAAAAAAGACUUGGUCUCUUUGUGCUGUACAAAUGAGGACGACGUCCUCCGAUUUUAUAUUUUAUUCUUUUUAUUUUCCAUUUGUAAUGGGAUUGCGGCAGACUGGAGAACUCCUUAACUCCUUUUUCACCGACCUACACCCUCUUCAGAGGAGGCGAUGCCCUUCUCCACACCACACCCAACCCACCCCACCCUCUAACCCAAGGAAAAAAAACACCGUUGAUGCCUCCUUGUAGAACAAUAACCUCCCGUGUCUGGGAGAGGAUUGCUUCAGAUUGCGUUAGUCAAAUCAUCUCGUUUUUUUGAUUUUCUUGUCUCUCUCUUGCUUUCACACAACACGUGACCUGUCCUUUGAUCUGGGGCAGAGUCCUGGGCUACCACCCCCCACCCCCCUUCCCGUCUUUCCCCGUCACACUACCCUAAGAAAUCCUGAGACAGGAACGGGAGAGCUCAACUUACACCAAAGGGUGUAUGUUAAACGCUUAAAAGUUGAGAUGUGCAAAAUGUUUCAUGCUGUAAACUCAUUGAGUACUCAUCAGAUACCAAAAAUAAUGUGGGGGAAAACAUAGGACAUUGCAUUUAGCUAGAGUGCCCUGGUAUUCUUUUUUUUCUCUCUUGUUUUGUUUUUGGCUCUCUCUUUCUGUCCUUAUUCACGGUGUCCACAGAAGAUGUUCCACUAUGACAAGAAAAGGCAUCCUUGAAAACUUGUUUCUCCCUUUGGCUGUUUGUAGAAUUCUGGGUUUUUUUGGACCACAGAAGCAGACAGGAAAAACAAACAAACAAACAAAAACUAGUAAACCCUUUGAUGGACUUUCUGACUUGCCUCAUGAAAUCAAAUUUCCCCAAAUUGUAUUUGGUGGCGAAGGAUGAAAUGGGUUUAGACGCUGGAGGUGCUCUUAUUGAUAUUACUCUUCAGAGCCAUGUUAUCAAUCAGACUUAACCCAAACGUCUGAAGAAAAUGAAAUAAAUAAACAAAAUGCAGGCAUCAAUCAAGAUUCCUGUACUCCUUUGCUGCCUGGGAACGAAGGAGCAAAGACACUUAACAGAAUAUAAAAGAAAACAAAUGUGUUUGCUAUCCAAACCACAGGUCCCAAGCAAUCCCAAUGCUGCCCUCGCUGGUAGGACUCAGGCACAGACAAGGGGAGUGGGGAGGCGCUUUGGUGCAGCUGUUGCUCUCUGCUCUGUCUGUGGGUCUGUCCUUCAGCCUUUGAGUCCGUCUAUGUGCUCGCUCGCUCAGCGCGCUUUGUGAAUAGAUUUGAGGGCUUGAGAUUUCACAGCUCUUAAUGGGAUUUUUUGCUUUCCAUGGUUAUCACUGUUCACUCAGCCAAUUGUUAACAAUAUAUCUGGAUGUCAUUGUUUGCAACAUAAUUAAAGAAAAUCUCAAAAUGGU
This is a messenger RNA of Engraulis encrasicolus (European anchovy), 6766 nucleotides long. It is a transcript of the gene pafah1b1a, whose product is annotated as platelet-activating factor acetylhydrolase 1b, regulatory subunit 1a. The coding region runs from base 708 to 1940 and encodes 410 amino acids. The record is from RefSeq and is a predicted model, not a curated record. Gene Ontology annotation, biological process: germ cell development; retrograde axonal transport; establishment of mitotic spindle orientation. The transcript is spliced from 11 exons. Lineage: Eukaryota; Metazoa; Chordata; Actinopteri; Clupeiformes; Engraulidae. Gene Ontology annotation, cellular component: kinetochore; neuronal cell body; cytoplasmic microtubule. Gene Ontology annotation, molecular function: dynein complex binding; microtubule plus-end binding.